Messenger RNA from Sinocyclocheilus grahami, 1919 nucleotides. Its product is annotated as transcription factor E4F1-like. Gene Ontology annotation, biological process: regulation of gene expression. NCBI's taxonomy places the organism in Eukaryota, Metazoa, Chordata, Actinopteri, Cypriniformes, Cyprinidae. The transcript has 14 exons. The record is from RefSeq and is a predicted model, not a curated record. Gene Ontology annotation, cellular component: nucleus. Bases 90 to 1919 code for a protein of 609 amino acids.
CGCUCUUUUGUUGUUAUGACUACGAGGUCGUAAAUCCGCCAUGUUUUCCCUGUUGAAGCGUUGCGACAGAGACGGAGGUCUGGAACGACAUGACUGAAGAAAAUAAUAAUACGGCAGCAACAGUUACCGACCAAGCGGAGCAUGGCAACAUCAUCACCAUCCAAACCACACUCGGAGACGAAGAUGAGGAUAUUCAUAAAUGCGGGAGAUGUCUGGAGGAGUUCUCCGCUCUGGAUGCUUUCAUCCAACAUAAACUCAGCAGGAGCUGCAAGCGUCCUCAGCAGGACCAUCAGACAAAUAUUGUCCCUAAUGAAGCUGCUUCCAUCGAUGUGAAAUUAAGUGAAAAUGAUAGUUCAUCUGAUGAAGCGGGAACGUCGAAUGCAGACAAGGGAGAUAAAGCGGCGGCUGGAGGAAAAAAGAGAAGCCGCUCUGCAAGCGAGGAUGACAGUUCCAGUCCUGCAAAAGUCGUUUGGAAGUUAAACGCAGAGGGACGGUACAUCUGUGAGAUAUGUGAGAAGACCUUUAAAACGACAAAUAUUCUCAGAACCCACAUGUUCACGCACACGGACCAGAAGGAUUUUAAGUGUGAAAUAUGCGAGAAUGCUUUUAGGACCAAGGGGUCGUUGAUCCGGCACAAACGUCGGCACACAGAUGAGCGUCCGUACCGCUGCAAUCAGUGUGGACUGGCGUUCAGAGAGUCCGGAGCGCUAACCAGACAUCUGAAGUCUCUCACGCCUUGCACUGAGAAGAUUCGCUACAGUCAGUGUAAAGAGAUACUUGUUAGCAAGGAUGGAGUUCAGAAAGAAGUUCAGCCGUCCCCUCCUGAAUCUGAGAAGGAGCAGAUUCCUGUCGUGAGAGUUGUGGAAGCUGGUCAGGAGAUCAUCCAGAUCGAGGUGGUAGGACAAGUGCAACAGGUCGUGUCUCAGCCUCAAACUGCGACUGUGGUUGAAGCCGACAAUCUAAUCUGCCAGGCCAUCAUAAACUCUGGCAUCGCGCUGGAGACCGAAGCCACAGAGGCAGCCGAGCAGGCAGAGGCCCGGUCACCUAAAGCAGCCCUGCAGGCUCCUGAGACUGACGCCAGGCUCACUGAGAUCCAGGUGACAGAAGAAUGUGUGGAGACCGUGGCCGAGGAAACACAAGAUUCGUCUGUGAAGGAAGACGAACCAGUUGAGACAAAAUUAUACAAAUGUCCUCACUGUGAACGCAUGUUCAAGACGUUGACCUACCUGAGGGUCCAUGUCAAAGGGCAUGUUGGUUACAAGCCGUUUAAGUGCUUAACAUGUCAGAAGGAGUUCCUGACGGGCUACGUGCUGAAGAAACACAUGGAGACACAUGUCAGCGAGCGGCGCUACAAAUGCGGAGAGUGCGGCAAGCAGUUUAAAGCCAUCGGACACGUGCGGGAACACAUGAGAGCGCAUUCAGACGAGAGGCCGUACCACUGCAGCUUCUGUGACAAGAGCUACAAGACCAAGAAUGCUCUGCAGGUCCACCAUCGCACUCAUGGCGAGGAAAAGCCUUACGUGUGUCCGCACUGCUCCCGUGGCUUCCGGGAAAAGAGCGCUUUGGUGCGGCACAUCCGGCAUCACACGGGUGAAAAGCCCUUCAAGUGCUCCAACUGUGGCCGGGGCUUUGCUGAACAUGGAACGCUGAACCGUCACCUGCGAGCUAAAGGGGGCUGUUUUGCCGUGCAGCUGAAGGACUCUGAACAUGCAGGGAACUCUGAGGAGCAGGAGCUGGCGGCUGAGAUCGUAUCAGACGACCCUCAUGCUGUGCUGGUGGAGUUCUCCUCAGUAGUGGCCGACACUCAGGAAUACAUUAUAGGGACACCAUCUGAGGAAGCAACUCAAGGUGAAGAAGUAAUAAUCCAAGAUAAUCAGCAGCAGAGGUCAAACCAGCAACCUUCUGACUACCAGCCCUGA